Agelaius phoeniceus (red-winged blackbird) is the source of this 852-nucleotide messenger RNA. It is a transcript of the gene SAP18, whose product is annotated as Sin3A associated protein 18. Gene Ontology annotation, molecular function: transcription corepressor activity; transcription factor binding. Gene Ontology annotation, cellular component: nucleus. Gene Ontology annotation, biological process: negative regulation of DNA-templated transcription. NCBI's taxonomy places the organism in Eukaryota, Metazoa, Chordata, Aves, Passeriformes, Icteridae. The record is from RefSeq and is a predicted model, not a curated record.
CGCCCCCGCCCCUGCUCUCGCGAGAUGGGCGGCGCGCGGGGCGACAUCCGGGAGCGGCGCGGCAAGAUGGCGGUGGAGUCGCGGGUGACGCAGGAGGAGAUCAAGAAGGAGCCGGAGAAGCCGAUCGACCGCGAGAAGACAUGCCCGCUGCUGCUGCGCGUCUUCACCACCAACAAUGGGCGGCACCACCGCAUGGACGAGUUCUCCCGCGGCAACGUGCCCUCCAGCGAGCUGCAGAUCUACACCUGGAUGGAUGCAACUCUGAAAGAGCUGACCAGCUUGGUGAAAGAAGUUUACCCAGAAGCACGGAAGAAGGGCACACAUUUCAACUUUGCAAUUGUUUUUACAGAUCUCAAGAGGCCUGGCUAUAGGGUGAAGGAGAUCGGCAGCACCAUGUCGGGCAGGAAGGGCACAGAUGAUUCCAUGACAUUGCAGUCUCAGAAAUUCCAGAUAGGAGACUACUUGGAUAUAGCAAUUACUCCUCCGAAUCGUGCACCACCCCCAUCAAGCCGCAUGAGACCUUACUAAAGUCUUGCUUCUCUUUGUAUGAUUAUAUAUUCUGUUUACUCCUACUUGCUGUUCUAAAGCAGGCUUAUUUUUUGCUUUUGUUGCUAAGCACCUGAAGACAUAGCUGAGCUUUGUAGAAGAAAUUUAACUUUUAAACAUUAACUUUUAGUUUGUUUAGAAGAAACCCCUUCAGCAGUGCCAUCAUCCUAUCCCUGAUUGUUAUAGUUUGAGUAGUAAAUUAGUGUGUCUAGUGUUCUAAAGACUUCCAUGAAAUAUGACCAGGAGGAUUACAGGUGUUCUGAAGUUCUGUCUUGUUUGGAAUAAAAAUUGAUGUUAAUCCUUUGA